This is a messenger RNA of Arabis nemorensis, 642 nucleotides long. Lineage: Eukaryota; Viridiplantae; Streptophyta; Magnoliopsida; Brassicales; Brassicaceae. The record is from the annotation of a GenBank genome assembly.
AUGACACAGAGAGAUGCAACACUUGGUGUCUUAAUGGAUGCGACAAUGGCAGAGGCGGUUCCUGCAAACCUCUUUCUUAUGGAGCACACCAAUGCCACUGUUUCUGUUAAUGUGGUUUUGAAGAAGGAAGCAUACGAUAGAGAUACACUGGACACGUCUAGUUGCUCGCAACCACAAACGAAAACGAACAAAAUAUUCUUUCUCUUCUCUUCGCUUGCGACUCCAUUGGAGAAGAAGAAGAUUAUGCUUCUCUUGCAACCUCCACUGGUUUCAACUCGAUUUCAUUCCCUCUACUUCAUCACUCGCCGUCCCUUCCCCUUCGUCCGACCACCCAUUUCCGCCACCGCCUUCUCUGCUUUCCCAUCAUCAUCAUCAUCAUCUCCGUCUUCAAUCUCCUCCUGGAAUAAUUUGGAUUCAAGGGAAGAGGAAGAAGACGACGAUGAAUCUCUUCCCUCCCGUCGUUACGACUUCUCUCCGCUUCUACAAUAUCUCUCCAGAUUCGGAUCCAUCGAGUUAGUCUUAGAGGAAUCGGACUCUGUUACUUCGCCGAAAUCUCUUGACCCGGCGGAAUUUCACCUCGCAGAGUCAUACAAGGCGGUACCAGCACCGUACUGGCACUCGUUACUAAAAUCGUUAUACUAA